AUGGAGAUUUCAAGGAGCGUCUCGCCCUCCUGUCAUCUCCGUCAGUCCCCUCCUGCACCGACAACUCCGUACAACUCCGACGACUUAUUAGAUCUAUGCCUACUUCUGCUCCUACUCCUAGCAAUUCUUUUAUACUUGGUGUCGACUUUCCAGGCUCUAGGCGAUUUUGACUUACGAGAACGCCUAGGCGGUGAUCUCACAAGAUGCCUAUCUGUCAACAAUUUCUCUAGUCGUCGGAGUCUCUCCUCUAAUUUGUCCCGAUCCCUGGGAUUGGAUCUUCACUUCUGGAGAAAAUGUUGUAAGAUAUGUAAAUGUCCCAAAGAAGAGCAUGAAGUUCAGGAUGAUGAUAUUUAUGGAUGGGCACAAUUCCAAUUACUUGGUAGCAAACCGAACAAAAUUAAGCAAAAAAUAGUGCUUCCAGGCAAAAAGGAUGAAACCUAUCUGGACUGGACACCGAAAGGUAACAAAGAAACCGUUGAUAAAUAUCUCAAAACCUUACCACCAGAGCAGCUGCCUGUCAUCGGUUCACAAGCUGCACGUGAACGAAAACAGCUUCUUCAAAAACAGAUACCCAUACACGACAUCGAUCCGAAUCUUUGUCAUGAGUUGAACGAAGAAGAGCUCAAACAAAUGAAUGAGUAUAUCGCUCAUGUGAAGCAGAAUAGUGUCGGUGUUGGCCAGAUAGUGAGUCUCUCAAACAUUAUAAAGGGUAACCUGCAUAUGCUGAGCCCUGCUGAUGCAGAAAUUAUCGCUAAGAGGUAUUCCAAGGGAAUCCCUCUUUCGGAAAUUGUCAAAUUACAAUCGCAAAGGAUGUCAGGUGGUUUAGUAAAUCCAGAGUUGAGUAAAAACUUGGAAACCUUGUCCUUGAAUAAAAGGAAUUUGCCUGUCUUCCAUCCCAAAUUACUUGAUCAAAAGGAGGACAUAGCAGAUUUGCGUAUCUCUGAGAAUGUUCAUGACAAACAUUUUCCGGUGUAUGGUUCUGAAAGUAACAAGGCGUUGCAGUCAUCACAGUUUGCAGAUGCACUGAGGCCCAAAAACUACAACAAAGAUAACCGUUUUCUCCCUAUGAAUGAGCAGCAAACAUUUGACCAGACAAUUGAUGAAGAAUAUCAACGAAAUCCUAAUUUCGAUCCAAAGAGACCGAGCCAAUUCAAUCCACAAAGUGUACCUUAUCAGCCUAGUACUGAAAAAGAUGUAUUCCUUGGAGGAAAUAUAUCGGAACAUGAGACUGGAAAUAGUGCCUUUGUGCCGUAUCAGAAAGCAUCAUCCAAUGUGAACCAGCUUGGUGAAAGUUAUACCCAGCAAGCUACUAUAAAAGAUCCUUCUUUCAAUAAGAAUUUGGAAAAACGUAGAAGUAAUAGCUCAACAGAUGUACAAUUGGGUGAGAUGAAUACCCCAUCAAUUCCAGAAAAUCACUUAACAGAAGAUAGAAGGAAAUUUGAUCCAAGAUACAAUAAGUAUGGAGGAGUACUCCCUCCUACUGAAUCAAAAAAUAGUCAAGAUUCCCAGGGAAUGACUUCUAGAGACACAAAUGUUGGAAAACAUCCUCAAGAUUCUAUAACUAAUACUGAAACUAAUCAGCAUCCAACUGGACAGAUUGUUGAUCAUAAUUUUUCGCAAUAUGGCGAUAAUUCUGGUAGCCAGCAUUAUUCGUCGAUCGAAGAUAUACAAGACGACAGAGUGUACGAAAAUGUGAAUCAUUUGAGAAAACAGACUGAAAACUUACCCUCUUACAUUCCUGGAAAAUAUAACAUAUUAUCUGAGCAACAGACGCCGAUGAAUAUUCCAAAAACCUUCAAAGACUUGGCAUUCAGUACUUAUGAUGCUGACAGUAUUGAUCCAAUGGAACGUGAAGCAGCUGCAAAUGAGUUCCGAUAUGGCCAAUACAGACAACCUGGAUCAUAUAAUAAUGGCGAAAAUCGUUCGAAUAACUCAGGAGUACCGAUAAACUCACGCGAGUUUAGGCCCAUUCGGACAAAUGAUAUCCAAAACAUGUUUGAAAAAAAUUCAGCAUUUGAACAAACAAGUGCCAAUGAAAACUCAACUCCAUUUGAAUCCAUGAAUAAUAAAAACUCGAGAUCUCCGCCAAACCAUGAAAGACCAUAUACAAAUCUGUCAAAUAAGUUGAACACUCCAGAGAAAUCAAGUAACGAUUUGAUUGCUUCGGAACCACUUCAUACUAUGAAUCCCUCCUUCAGUCAUGAAAUGCCUUAUUCAUAUAAACCAAAUAGUUUCAAUACACCACAAAAGUUCAGUGGAGAUUUAAAUGAAGUUGAUCCAAUGGAGACUGAAAAUAUUGAAAACCACUCUGGGACUCCCAACAUUCCAAAUAAAAAAUUGUCUGAAAUGCUACCAGUUACACAUGGAACAAACGAAGAUUUUCUGUAUCCAAGCCAAGUGAACAUUGGACUUAUCCAGGAUAUAAACUAUCCAGAUAUCAAGGCUGCUACCCACGGGAGCAACGAUUUCUAUGAGGAAUACAGCCCGGACAGUAUUCGCGAGAUAAUGAACAAUAUCAAAUUGCCUGAUUGCCAUUACUGCAGAAAACCGUUCGAGGAAAACGAGUUUGCAGUUGCUAUAGAUAGAGCUAAAGCUUUGUUCCAUGCUGGCUGCUUCAAAUGUGGCGGUUGCAACCAGAUCUUAGCUGAUAAUGUAUACUUCUAUCAUAAAGAAAGCGAUAAUGUGUAUUGUCUUCGUGAUUAUGCGAAAAUUCGGGGGUUCCCCCGGUGUAAAGCCUGCGAUGAACUGAUUUUCACCAAGGAAUACUGUUUGGCUGAUAAUUCGACAUUCCAUUUGAAGCAUUUUUGUUGUACCGAGUGCGACAAGCCAUUGGCCGGGCAAGAUUAUACAUUAGAAGAGGAAAUGCCAUAUUGUCUUCCUUGUUUCGAGCAGAGCAAAGCUAGCAAGUGCAGUUCUUGUUGUAAAGUGAUCAAACCUGAUGAAGUAGGGUGCACUUUGAAUGGUGUCCACUUUCAUGCUGUUGACGAGUGUUUCGCCUGUCAAAUUUGUAAAAUUCCUUUGAUUGGCUACUACCGAGUAACUCCAUCCACCAUUGAUGAAUGUGCCAUUUUAACAAUGAGACAUUACAUUAAAUGUAUUCUGCUCUGA
Messenger RNA from Phaedon cochleariae (mustard beetle), 3108 nucleotides. The record is from the annotation of a GenBank genome assembly. Lineage: Eukaryota; Metazoa; Arthropoda; Insecta; Coleoptera; Chrysomelidae.